Messenger RNA from Sorex araneus (European shrew), 1761 nucleotides. RefSeq names its product NME/NM23 family member 8 (gene NME8). The transcript is spliced from 15 exons. NCBI's taxonomy places the organism in Eukaryota, Metazoa, Chordata, Mammalia, Eulipotyphla, Soricidae. The record is from RefSeq and is a predicted model, not a curated record. The coding region runs from base 1 to 1761 and encodes 586 amino acids.
AUGGCAGGCAGAAAGCGAGAAAUCCAGCUACAGACUGUCGUCAAUAGCCAAGCCCAGUGGGAUGAGAUGCUGCUGCAGAACAAGGGGCUGACAGUGAUUGAUGUUUACCAAGCCUGGUGUGGACCGUGCAAGGCAAUGCAAACUUUAUUCCGAAAACUGAAAAACGAGCUGAAUGAAGACGAAUUACUGCAUUUUGUUGUAGCUGAGGCUGACAACAUUGUGACUUUGCAAUCAUUUAAAGAUAAGUGUGAACCUGUUUUUCUCUUUUGUGUUAAUGGGAAAAUAGUGGAAAAGGUCAAGGGAGCUAAUGCACCACUUGUUAAUAAAAAAAUUCUUAGAUUGGUCGAAGAGGAGAGAAAAAUUAUGCAAGGUGAAAUGGGCCGCCCUCAGUAUAAUGAAAUUGUCCUUGUAGACAGUGAUGAGGAAUAUAAUGUGGAAGGACCACCUGAAGAACCUGAGGAACUAUAUAACAUUGUCAUCAUCAGACCUGAUGCGGUAAUGAAUGGAAAAACUUUUGAAAUUAAAGAUAAGAUUGCCAGGGCAGGAUUUAUUAUAGAAGCAGAUGCUACGAAAUUGCUUACUGAAGAACAAGUAAGGGAGUUCUAUAGCAAAAUGGAUGAUCAGCCUGACUUUGAAGAUUUUAUCUCUUUCAUGACAAGUACCAUCAGUUAUAUUCUAAUUAUAUCUCAAGGAGAAAUGUUUCCUGAGAAAGAACCAGAACCUAGUCCUGAUAUGGAAUCCGAAGACUAUUUUGCUCCAGAUACUCAAAAUUACUCAGAGAUAAAACAAAGCAAGCGGAACAGUUUACAAGAACAUCUGGAAAGACAUCAGCUGUCCUCAUUUUGUGAUGUUGAAAAAAAUCCUACAAAAGUGGAUAAGCUUAUUGAUAUUUUCUUCCCUGAUUUUAAAGCCAAGAAGACCAUAAAGUUAGAAAAGAUACUGGUGUUGCUUCGACCAGAUCUCUUUCGAGAAAGAAAAGAUGAUGUUUUAAAUAUCCUGCAAGAGGAAGGGUUUAAAAUAUUGAUGCAAAGACAAGUAGUUUUAUCAGAAGAUGAAGCACAGAUACUGUGCAAGGAAUAUGAACAUGAAGCUUAUUUUGAAGACCUUAUAGAAAACAUGAUCAGUGCUCCAUCUUUAGCCCUUGCUUUGUCAAGAAACAAUGGUUUACAGUACUGGAAAGAGAUAGUGGGACCAAGUUCCGUUGAUGAAGCCAAACAAUAUUUUCCAGGGAGUUUAUGUGAUCAAUUUGCAAUGGAAAGUUUGCCUAUCAAUCAGUUGUAUGGGAGUACUUCAUUAGAAGCUGCUGAACGGGAGAUACAAUAUUUCUUCCCUCUUGAAUAUACUAUAGCAGUGAUUAAACCUCAUGUAUCACUUGAAGAAAGAGAGGAGAUCAUAAAUCUUAUCAAAGAAAAUGGAUUUGAGAUAAUCAAAACAAAGGAAAUAGUUAUAACUGAAGAGUAUGCAGAAAAAAUUUAUUACUCUAUAAAAUCAAAGCCCUUUUAUAAAGAUGUGCUGGAAAUGUUAUCUGAGAACACAUCUUUUGUUAUGAUUCUGAGCAAGUGGAAUGCUGUUUCUGAAUGGAGACGAUUAAUGGGGCCCAUAGACCCAGAAGAAGCAAAACUACUGUCCCCAAAUUCCAUUCGUGCCCGAUAUGGAAAAAGUAUUUUGAAAAAUGCUGUCCAUGGAGCAUCUAGCAACUUUGAUGCAGGGGAAAGUAUAAGUAAAAUAUUUGAAGACUUUGUUAUUGAGACACCAAAGUAA